Haliotis rubra (blacklip abalone) is the source of this 90-nucleotide messenger RNA. RefSeq lists its product as uncharacterized. Lineage: Eukaryota; Metazoa; Mollusca; Gastropoda; Lepetellida; Haliotidae. The transcript has 2 exons. The record is from RefSeq and is a predicted model, not a curated record. The annotation marks the transcript as partial.
AACACGACCAAAGACAACACGACCAACGACAACACGACCAAAACGACCAAAGACAACAACACCAACGACAACACGACAAACACCAAAGAC